GUCGCUGCUGAAAAGAGCCAUGACCUUCCCAAAGAUGUCCAGUACAGCGCCAAGAUGGCUAAGGAUCAUGCCUCUGCUAUACAGCAUGCCGAAGAGACAAUAAAACACUUGUUGACCUCUACGGAACAGUGGGACCAUAAAUUCUCAGGACUGGAGCACCUCAUGCCGGGGGCAAGAAGCCAAAUCUAUGAAUAUGUGAAGGAGCACUGGGCAGAAGACUCAUUCUUUGGCUACCAGUUCCUGAACGGCUUCAACCCCAUGGUGAUCCAACGCUGCUCCGAGCUGCCCAAGAACUUUCCCGUCACCGAGGAGAUGGUCAGGGAUUCCAUGGGGGGAAGCACCUUGGAACAAGAGAUGAAGGAUGGGAACAUCUUCCUGGUUGACUACAGGAUAUUGGAUGGACUUGUGGGAAACGUAGUCCAUGACGAGCAGACUUACCUUGCUGCUCCUCUGGUCUUGCUCUACGCCAACCCUAAGGGCCAGAUGAUGCCCAUUGCCAUUCAGCUCACACAGGAAGUCACCGUUCCAGAUGCGUGUGUGAAGGGAGAGCUGAAGCAGAGCCCCAUCUUCCUCCCCACUGACGGUAAGUAUGACUGGCUCCUGGCCAAGACGUUCGUCCGCCUCGCUGACAGCGUGCACCUAAUGGUCACCCUCUGGUUGAGGACUUACCUCCUGGGUGAAGUGUUCUCCAUGGCCACUUUGAGGAACCUUCCAUCCACGCACCCGCUCUAUAAGCUCCUCAUCCCCAACACCAGAUAUAACAUCGCG
Molecule: messenger RNA, 768 nt
Organism: Engraulis encrasicolus (European anchovy)
Lineage: Eukaryota; Metazoa; Chordata; Actinopteri; Clupeiformes; Engraulidae
Product: arachidonate 12-lipoxygenase, 12R-type-like
Exons: 6
Biological process (GO): lipoxygenase pathway; hepoxilin biosynthetic process; linoleic acid metabolic process
Molecular function (GO): oxidoreductase activity, acting on single donors with incorporation of molecular oxygen, incorporation of two atoms of oxygen; metal ion binding
Source: RefSeq, a predicted model, not a curated record